CACCAAGUGAGCUGACGUUCACUCGUACCACGAUCAUUGCCAGUACGAUGCUCGCUGUUCUCGUUUGCGAGCAUGUAAUCAACGAGGGGACCUCAUCCGGAUGGUUACGCCCACACCAAAGGCGUCAGCCGUAUUCUCUACAAUCGCCUCUUUAGAAUGGUAUUAUCGUCGCUUCUUUCUCGUACUCGCCGCAAGUCAUCAUCCUUAACGAAACACCCUGUCGGCCACAGCAUAGGAUACAUAAAAGUCUGGCUUCUUUCAAAUUACAUGCUACCGAAUCCGCCAAAGGUAUGCGUGCCAUUGCUAACGCUGAAAUUCCCAUUCUUGUGGAAAGAUAAAACAGAUGGUGGAGCAAAAAGAGCGGUACGGAAUCAACCGCUGCCGCUCUUGCCGUCAUCCGUACGCGGUCAUAUGCAGGGAAUCAGUUGUCUCCAGGUUAUUUCUAGCGCGCAAAUAAUACUCGGCGGUAGUGCAGAUCACACUGUACGUUUGUGGAGUUUCGGAGGUCGUUACUUAUCGACGUUGGGCACAUUUCGAGAUUGGGUGCCAAUCUUGCCUACGAUACCGGUAGAAAAAUAUUUCGAUGAUAUAGGUGCUUCAUGGUGGCAUGAAACGAGUACAAAUUGAAAUUGAACAAGAGCAGAUAGAUAUUCCGAAAGAAAUGUUUCAAGGAGAACGACGCGUGCUGUAUGGUUUAAUAAUUCUGUGCUCGAGAAUUAUUAUGCAUCGCAAUUGCCUAGCAAAAUUUAUCAAGGAUAUUCGAGAUUGGAUAAUACCUUAUCACAUACUCCAAUUUAUACACAUUUAUCAACCUUCUCUCUACAACCUACAAAAGCACAAAAAACACUUCUGCUUGGAGAGAAAAUGGAACUUGC
Molecule: messenger RNA, 875 nt
Organism: Ooceraea biroi (clonal raider ant)
Lineage: Eukaryota; Metazoa; Arthropoda; Insecta; Hymenoptera; Formicidae
Gene: WDY
Product: WD repeat-containing protein WDY
Molecular function (GO): protein binding
Source: RefSeq, a predicted model, not a curated record